This is a messenger RNA of Anguilla rostrata (American eel), 6112 nucleotides long. Its product is annotated as protein MON2 homolog. The record is from RefSeq and is a predicted model, not a curated record. The transcript has 35 exons. The coding region runs from base 402 to 5594 and encodes 1730 amino acids. NCBI's taxonomy places the organism in Eukaryota, Metazoa, Chordata, Actinopteri, Anguilliformes, Anguillidae.
UCAGUGUGGGCUGAGGCAUUGUGGGAUCGCUACGGCUCUGCAAAUGGUGAAGACCGGAGCGCCGAGCCCCCAGGUUGAAAUUGACUAUAACUAUAUCGCGCUACCUGGAGAGGCGAAAGGGGAAGACUGUUGGCUACAAUGAUAAACGUCUGUACUGGUAUAGGGGACAUUUGUUAAGAUGUCAUAUGGAGAUGUCACCGCUGUAAUUCUGCUGACAGACAGAAAAUGCCAAAUUAAAAAGUGGAGCUCUCAAUGGACGCUUCUGUAGCGGCUGGCUAACUAGCUAACUAUACUGCUUUUUUAUUUUUUCACAUAAGGUAAAUGGACUGGUGAAAAAGUAGGCCGAAUCUCCUUCCGCUUUCAUUUUAUAUCUGUCAUUGGGAGAUAUUUUAAGAGUGAAAAUGACGACCAGUAGUCCCGAAGCGGUGAAGAAAUUACUUGAGAAUAUGCAGACGGAUUUGCGGUCGCUGUCAAUGGAAUGCAAGAAGAAAUUCCCACCAGUCAAAGAGGCGGCAGAAUCGGGGAUCGUGAAGGUCAAAACCAUCGCUGCGAGGAACACGGACAUCCUGGCAGCGCUGAAGGAGCACAGCUCGGAGGUGGUGCAGCCCUUCCUCAUGGGCUGCGGGACCAAGGAGCCCAAGAUCACCCAGCUGUGCCUGGCGGCCAUCCAGAGACUCAUGUCCCACCAGGUGGUGUCUGAGGUAAAGCCCUGCGCAGUAUAUUACAUGCUGUGGCAGCUGAGGGAAUGGGUGGGAGGAGCUGUUAGACGCCUGGUGCUGCUCACCACCAACACUGUGGUUCACGACCAAGUGCUAUCUAAGGCCAUCGUCCUGUGCUUCCGCCUGCACUUCACCAAGGACAACAUCACCAACAACACCGCCGCCGCCACCGUGCGACAGGUCGUCACCGUCGUCUUCGAGAGGAUGGUCGCCGAGGACGAGCGACACAAAGGUAUUGUGGAGCAGCUACCUUCGGUCCAGGGCAACAGCAACCGCAGGUCCGUCAGCACCCUGAGGCCCAGCGCCAAGGACGCAUACAUGCUGUUCCAGGACUUGUGCCAACUGGUCAACGCCGACGCCCCCUACUGGCUGGUGGCCAUGACGGAGAUGACGCGCACGUUCGGGCUGGAGCUCCUGGAGUCGGUUUUGAACGACUUCCCUGGAGUGUUCCUGCAGCACCAGGAGUUCAGCUUCCUGCUGAAGGAGCGCGUGUGCCCGCUGGUCAUCAAGCUCUUCUCCCCCAACAUCAAGUUCCGGCAGGGCCUGGCCGCCGCCCCCUGCCCCGCCCCCGUGGAGAAGCCCUACUUCCCCAUCUGCAUGCGGCUGCUCAGGGUGGUGUCCGUGCUCAUCAAGCACUUCUACAGCCUGCUGGUGACCGAGUGCGAGAUCUUCUUGUCCCUGCUGGUGAAGUUCCUGGAUGGGGAGAAGCCGCAGUGGCUGCGGGCGGUGGCGGUGGAGUCCAUCCACCGGCUGUGCGUGCAGCCCCACCUGCUACGGUCCUUCUGUCAGUCCUACGACAUGAAGCCUCACUCCACCAAAGUGUUCAGGGACAUCGUCAACGCCCUGGGCUCCUUCAUCCAGUCCCUCUUCAUCGCGCCCAGCGCGGGCAACUCGGCCGUCGCCAACAUGGCCGCCGGCGGGUCCGGGUCCGGCGGCCCGGCGGCGGCUCAGGGCGGCCCGGGAGCGGCGGGGGCGAGCGGGGGGCCGACCACGCAGGCCGCCUUCGAGUACCGGGGCAUCUGGAUCCCGCUGAUGACGGUCAGCGUGCAGGGCAGCGCUAAGGCCACCUACCUGGAGAUGCUGGAUAAGGUGGAGCCCCCGUCCAUCCCCGAGGGCUACGCCAUGUCUGUGGCCUACAGCGCCCUGCUGGACCUGGUACGGGGCAUCACCGCGCUCAUGGAGAAGGAGCUGGCCCAGGAGAAGGGCCCCUCGAGCCCGGGCCCCGGCCAGGGGCCGGCGGACCUCAGUCAGGAGCCAGGUCCCCAGCAGGUUUGGGAGGAGAUGGUCAGCGCCUGCUGGUGCGGACUCCUGGCCGCCCUCUCCCUUCUGCUGGACGCCAGGUACUCCUCUGCCGCCACAGCACCCCCUCGUGGAAGGGUGGACUUGUCACGGGAAGACAGAUCGAUUGAACGAUACACAAUGACGGCCCACGAGACAUCUGAAGGCCUCCGACCAUGCGCCGUGACCGGCUGGGCUGUCACGGCAACCUCUCACAGCGUAUCUGAUGGCUGUGCAGUCGUGCUCUUUAACGCGCUGCGUGUGCUCUUGCGCUCUCCAGCAUACUCCAUCCAGGGCCAGUGUGUGCAGAUCCUCAGCCCGUCCAGCGACUCCCACCAGCAGGUGGUGGCGGUGGGGCAGCCGCUAACCACCCAGCCCCAGGGCACCGUGGUGCUCACGGCGAAGAACAUCCAGUGCAUGUGUACCCUGCUGAGCCUGGCCCACUGUCACGGCGCGGUGCUGGGCACGUCCUGGCAGCUGGUGCUGGCCACUCUGCAGCACCUGGUGUGGAUCCUAGGCCUGAAGCCUGGGAGCGGUGGUGCGCUGAAGCCUGGGCGAGCGGUGGAGGGCCCCAGCACGGUGCUGACCACGGCGGUGAUGACCGACCUGCCGGUCAUCUCCAACAUUCUCUCCCGGCUGUUUGAGAGCUCCCAGUACCUGGAUGACGUGUCCCUGCAUCACCUGAUCAACGCUCUCUGCUCGCUCUCGGUGGAAGCCAUGGAUAUGGCCUACGGGAACAAUAAGGAGCCGUCUCUGUUUGCGGUCGCCAAGCUCCUGGAGACCGGCCUGGUCAACAUGGACCGCAUCGAGAUCCUGUGGAGGCCUCUGACGGGUCACCUGCUGGAGGUCUGCCAGCACCCCAACGCUCGGAUGAGGGAGUGGGGGGCGGAGGCGGUGACCACGCUGAUCAAAGCAGGCCUGGCGUUUAAACACGACCCCCCGCUGUCCCACAACCCGAGGCUGCAGCUGCUGCUGCUCAACCCGCUGAAGGAGCUCUCCAACAUCCUCCACCCGGACAUCCGGCACAAGCAGCUGGAGAGCGUGCUGCAGAUCCUGCAGAGCCAGGGGGACCGCCUGGGCCCCGGGUGGCCCCUCGUCCUGGGGGUCAUCGGGGCCAUCCGCAACGACCAGGGGGAGUCCUUGAUCCGAAUGGCCUUCCAGUGCCUGCAGCUGGUGGUGACGGACUUCCUUCCCACAAUGCCUUGCACGUGCCUGCAGAUCGUGGUGGACGUCGCCGGCAGCUUCGGGCUCCAGAACCAAGAGCUCAACAUCAGUCUGACUUCCAUAGGCCUUCUGUGGAACAUCUCGGACUACUUCUACCAGAGGGGAGAUACCAUCGAGCAGGAGCUGAACAGGGAGGAGGCGGCUCUGGAGAAGCAGGCCAGGGAGAAGGGCGUGGCCCUGAACCGGCCCUUCCACCCGGCCCCGCCCUUCGACUGCCUGUGGCUGUGCCUGUACGCCGGGCUGGGGGAGAUGUGCGUGGACCCCCGCCCCGCCGUCCGCAAGAGCGCGGGGCAGACCCUCUUCUCCACCGUCAGUGCCCACGGCACCCUGCUGCAGCCCGCCACCUGGCACACCGUGGUCUGGAAGGUGCUCUUCCACCUGCUGGACUGCGUGAGGAAGUCCUCCAGCACGGCGGACAAGGAGAAGAUCGAGUCCGGGGGCGGGAACAUCCUCAUCCACCACUCCCGCGACACGGCGGAGAAGCAGUGGGCGGAGACCUGGGUGCUGACGCUGGCGGGCGUGGCCCGGAUCUUCAACACCAGGAGAUACCUGCUGCAGUCUCUCGGGGAUUUCUUCAAAGCGUGGGAGGUGCUCCUGGACCACAUCCAGUCGGCCGCCCUCAGCAAGAACAACGAGGUCUCCCUGGCGGCCCUCAAGAGCUUCCAGGAGAUCCUGCAGAUCGCCACGCCCGCCCGCGACGCCGAGCGCUCCCCCGACGCCCUCGCUGCCAUGGGCGUCCCCGCGCUGGCCGACCCGGCGCAGGCCUGCGGGCCCGGCAGGCCCCCGCCCCCCGAUUCGCCGGCAGAGGGGCCGGGCCGGUACGAGGGGGCGGAGCAGCAGCAGCAGCGGCAGCAAGCCCCGCCCCCCGGGGCAGCAGCGGCGGACGAGCUGGAGGAGGACUCGGCCCUGUGGUGGUCGGCGUGGAACACCUGGUACCGGACGGGGACAUGCAGCACCCGCCCCCCCACCGCCGCCGCCGCCACCGCCACCGCUGGGGACGGGCCUGGUCCCGCCUUCAUCCCCAGCCAGCCCUUCCUCACCGCCCUGGUGCAGAUCUUCCCCGCCCUCUACCAGCACAUCAGGGCCGGCUUCAGCAUGGAGGAGCUGCGCAAGCUCGGCGUCAUCCUGCAGGGGGCGGUGUCCGUCCCCAUCGGCUCCGACGCCUCGCCCUUCAUCCUCCCCGCCUACACCGAGGCCGUGCUCACCAGCCUCCAGGAGGCUGUGCUCACCGCUCUGGACGUCCUGCAGAAGGCUAUAUGUGUUGGCCCGGAGAGCAUGCAGGUCAUGUACCCGGCCAUCUUUGACCAGCUGCUUCUGUUUGUGGAGUUCUCCUGCAAGCCGCCGCAGUUCGGGAAGCUGGAGGCCAAAUACGUCGCCAACGCCAAGUACAGCCAGAUCCAACUGUUUACACCGGCGGAGUGGGUAGCUUUGAACUAUGUACCGUUUGCAGAGAGGUCCCUGGAGGUGGUGGUGGACCUGUACCAGCACACGGCCUGUCACAAGGCCGUGAUCGGCGAGAGCGUUCUGCGGAACGUCAUCAAGACGCUGAGGAUGCCCCUGGGGCUGAAGUACGCCUGCCCGUCGGAGAGCACCUGGAAGCUGGCCGUCUCCUCCCUGCUCGCGGCGCUGUCCGUGGGGCUGCCCGUCGCCCGGCAGCACGCCGCCUCGGGCAAGUUCGACGCCAUGUGGCCGGAGCUCGCCGGCGCCUUCGAGGACUUCCUGUUCCCCAAAAGCACGCCGCCCGAUAGCCUGUCCAUCGAGGAGUUCCGGAAAAACGAGAGCGUGGACGUGGAGGUGGUGCGGCUCAUCAGCGCCCAGAUCCUGCCCUUCGCCAGCUCCAUCCCCAAAGAGUUUGUGGGGCGCGUCAUGGCGAUGCUCAACAGGGGCUCCAUCCACUCCCAGUCCUCCACCUUCACAGAGGCGGAGCUGGAUGUGCGCAUGCGGGAGGAGUUCUCCAAGGCGUGCUUCGAGACGCUGCUGCAGUUCUCCUUCAGCAGCGAGGCGUCCACGCCGCAGGAGGGCUACAUCUCCCGCCUGGCCCUCUCCGUCCUGCUCAGGCGCUCCCAGGACGUCCUGCUCCGCUACGCCGAGGACGAGAGGCUGAGCGGACGCUGCCCGCUCCCCAGGCAACAGGUGACGGAGAUAAUCUUUGUGCUCAAAGCCAUCAGCACCCUGAUGGACUCUCUCAGGAAGACCCAGCCUGAAAACGUGGACGGGAACACCUGGGCGCAGGUGAUCGACCUCUACCCGACGCUGGUGGAGUGCAUCACCUGCUCCUCCUCCGAGGUCAGCCACGCCCUGAAGGAGGCCCUGGGGCCCUUCAAGGACUUCAUGCAGCCCCCGGCAACCAAAGUUCUCAACGGGGAGUCGUGACCCAAGGCGCACAGCCUUUUCGGGCGGGAACAAAGACGUUACCCUCGGGCCCGCGGGGGGACUCUACUCGAGCGACCCAAAAGACUGUUACCCGGGCGACUACGAGGGUUGGCGCUGACGGUGGCCGGACGGACUGGUGCCAUUGUGAACUUCUCGUGCGAGUGGGCAAGCCGACCUCACCUGCAGGAAUUUAACAUACCACUUACUACACUAAAAAUGGCAGCGUUCUCAAUUUAACUUUGUUUCUCCUGAAAGGAGGAGUGAAUUUACUGAGUAUGAUGAUGAUGGUGUUAAUGAUGAAGCUAAGAAUAAAGGCUUUGGUUGUUAUUACUCAAAAUAAAGCAACAACAACAAAACAAAACAAAACAACAAAAAAAAUGAAGAAAAUACUUUUUCAUCAGGAAGAUUUUUCUUUGCUAGGUCUUACUGAAACACUCCAUUUCAUCAUCAGCCAACCUAAGGAAGGAUGUACUUCUGAAUGUGUGUGUAAAAUAAAUGGUACAAUUCAGUUUUAAAAA